This is a messenger RNA of Closterium sp. Yama58-4, 1095 nucleotides long. The record is from the annotation of a GenBank genome assembly. NCBI's taxonomy places the organism in Eukaryota, Viridiplantae, Streptophyta, Zygnematophyceae, Desmidiales, Closteriaceae.
AUGGACGAGGCGACCGAGCUCCAGGCGGUGCUGCAGGCCCUCGCUGUCGCCGUUGAUUGGCGGACGGAUCAGGCGUCUCGUGCUGCGGCCACGGAAUUUCUCGAGAAGCUCAAGACAGAGGAGGAGCCGCACCGACAGGCGUCCCUAGCAGCUCACCUGGUGAACGGCGGUCAGCCCGAGCAUGCCCGCCUAUUCGCCUUCCAGCUGCUGCAGAACGUGGCGCGCAACAAGUGGCAGCAGUUCCCUGCGGACGAGCGCCGCAGGCUGGCAGUGUACGCGUUCGACCUGCUCAGGCGCUGCUCUGACACUACUGGCGAGCCUUGGUCCAUCCGCAGCAAGGCGGCUGCCCUCUUGGCUGAUAUUGUGAAGCAUGAGGGGUCGGACCUCUGGAAGGAGAUGCUGCCGUCUCUGCUUGCUCUCUCUGCUGCCAGCCCCGUCCAUGCAGAGACGGUGGCUCUUGUGCUGCAGUUUGUGCCAGAGGACGUGACAGUCCAUAACGAGGAUAUAGAAGGCAACAGGAGGCGUCAGCUGUUGCUCGGCCUUACAGCGACUCUGCCGCAGAUUCUCCCCUUCCUCUACUCGCUCCUAGAUUCCAACUUCGCAGCAGCACUGGCGGACAUGCAGCAGAGCAAUGUGGAUGCAGCGAGGCAGCAUGCAGCAGCCGUGACAGCAGGCCUGGCAGCACUGGGAGCGUAUGCAGAGUGGGCGCCUGUGCCUGCUAUCGCCUCUGCUGGUUUGCUGAAUGCCUGCGGUUUCCUCCUUGGUUCGCCUGAUUUCCGAAUGGGAGCAGCGGAUUUCUUCAAGCACCUGGCGGCCAGGCGCUCCCCUUCAGACGACCAGGAUGCAUUCAAUGCCGCCAUGACAUCAGUGGCCGACUCCCUCGUCUCUGCAGCUGACGCCUCUCUCGAUCGCAUCACUGCCUCCACAGGCUCCACCCCUGCUUCCUCUCCAAGGGAAGCAGGGGGGCAGGCGGGCGGGAUGGCAGCAGGGGGGGGCGCGAGGGGAGGAGGGGGGCGGGGGAGGUGGAUGAGGGGGAGGUGGCGUUUGCAGAGCGGCUGUGUGAGGCGAUGGUGGCGUUUGCCCCGUCGAAUCUAA